Austrofundulus limnaeus is the source of this 2141-nucleotide messenger RNA. It is a transcript of the gene acot9.1, whose product is annotated as acyl-CoA thioesterase 9, tandem duplicate 1. Gene Ontology annotation, biological process: acyl-CoA metabolic process. Gene Ontology annotation, molecular function: fatty acyl-CoA hydrolase activity. NCBI's taxonomy places the organism in Eukaryota, Metazoa, Chordata, Actinopteri, Cyprinodontiformes, Rivulidae. Gene Ontology annotation, cellular component: mitochondrion. The record is from RefSeq and is a predicted model, not a curated record.
CGUCUUGCGUCAUCACGUAGAAAACGUCUUGACGUAAAAAGGCGGAAACGUUCUGUGUGUUUUGCGGCGCUCUGUCCACCAGAGAAAAUAAGAAGAUUUCUUGUUUCUGUCUUCUUUUCCAGUGGUCUCACCUGCUCCGUCCGGUCCGGACCCCCGAACUUUUCACACCCGUGACCCGUAAACAACAUGAUGAUGUCAUCGAGGUUAGUGAUGCUGCGCUCUGCUGCCUCCAUGAUGAGUCGGUCCCUCUGCACAGGAGCAGCAUCCAGACCGGGCAGAGCCCCGGACAUGGAGGAGGGAAACCCACUUUUACACGUGUCAAACGUGAGGAACAGGCUGAGGAAGAUAGUGGGAGCUUCAACAAACUGGAGUGACCACCAGCAGGCCAUGUUGGAGCGAGCGGCGCUGUCCUCCAUGUUGGCCAAGUCUCAGGGUGAACUUCCUGCCCGGAGCAUGAAGGACAGCUACCUGGAGGUCCACCUGCCUCUGGGCUCCGAGCCGCAGCUCCGAGAGAAGUACCUGACCCAUCACAACACCGUCAGGUUCGGCAGAAUCCUGGAGGACCUGGACAGUUUGGCAGUCCUCAUCUCUUACUCCCACACCCACAACCCUGAGCUGAAGAGGUCUCCUCUGUCCAUCGUCACAGCUCUGGUGGACAAGAUCGUACCUGGACGGAGCGUACGCCCCGGUUCUGGACGCCACGUUUGUCAUGGUGGCCCGAGACCCGGAGAACAAGAGGGCAGCCUUUGUGAAUCCUCUGCAGCCCGACGGUCCAGAGGAGGAGAAGUUCCUCCAGGAAGGAGAAACUAAUAAAACUCGCCGCGUGGAGCUGAGCACGGCCUCGCUGCUGAAGGUCGCUCCGACCAACGAGGAGAGGAAGAUCAUCCACGACCUCUUCCUCAACACCCUGGACACAAACACCGUCAGUUUCCGCAGCCGAGUCCUGCCUCCGAACUCCGUUUGGAUGGAAGACGCCAAGCUGAAAGGUGUGGAGAUCUGCCACCCGCAGCAAAGGAACAUCUUCAACAGGAUAUUUGGAGGAUUUCUCAUGAGGAAAGCCUACGAGUUGGGCUGGGCCAACGCCUGCUCCUACGGAGGCUGUCGGCCCAGUCUGGUGGCCGUGGAUGAUAUUCUGUUCCAGAAACCCGUGGAGAUCGGUUCUUUGUUGAUGCUCUCCUCUCAGGUGUGCUACACUCAGGGGAAGUACAUCCAGGUCCGAGUUCACAGCGAGGUGUUCGACCCGCUGACGCAGAAGCACAGCACCACCAACAUCUUCCACUACACCUUCGCUUCGGACCGAGACGUCCCCAACAUCGUUCCCAAGACGUACGGAGAGUCCAUGCUCUACCUGGACGGGAAGAGGCACUUUAAUCAAACUGUGGAGUCCUGAGACGUCAAUCAAACCAUGGAUUUUUGUUUCAUCUGAAACAAAUACAUUUAUUAAGCUUCAUGCAUUUUUUUAUACAUUUAUUUACUUAAACUUCAAGAGGUUUUUGCUCCUUUGCUCUGGAGGUUUACAGGAGGAGUUGGACACUUUUAGCUGUCUCUCCUGAACCUGUCCCUCCUUCCUGCUUCACAGCUUUUUCAAGMCUUUCUUCUAUCUAUCAUCUAAAAACAAAAGGAAUUAUGGGUUUGGUCAACUGGUUUCUGAAYGCAAUCAACACUAUUUUUUCCACACUGAGAUUGGAGCAAGGGGAGCACAGCUWUCCCAGUGGAAUGGUUGCUGCUGGUCGGGUYGCUGGUUCUUGGGGUUGGAACCUGAUCUGUUUGGCGCCRCUUUCCAUUGAAGACGUGGAAGGUUUGUAUAUAUUUGGAWUUAUGAUAACUGGAUUCCUGCUGAUCGACUGUGGAGGAGUCCUGGCUUAUCGGAAAAUGAAAGYGAUCCUGACAGCAGUCCGGGCCUGUCAAAAGCUGUCAGGAACUUUGGAUGGAGUCUCCCGUACUGGAAACGCACAGACUCAUGCUGGGGGAGAKAAGUCGCAAACUGGACGUGAUUCUGACGAGAAUCACAGCCCAGCAGCGUGCCUGUGAGGAGUAGGAUUACACCUGGGUGAAGUUCCAGACGGAAAGAGAGGYGAGGAGGUGAUGAAAUUCGGAACAUUCAGGUUUUUUUUUUUGCCAUUUCAGAGAUGCAGUUAAGA